Sphaeramia orbicularis (orbiculate cardinalfish) is the source of this 1793-nucleotide messenger RNA. RefSeq names its product iroquois homeobox 5b (gene irx5b). The coding region runs from base 238 to 1551 and encodes 437 amino acids. The record is from RefSeq and is a predicted model, not a curated record. Gene Ontology annotation, cellular component: nucleus. Gene Ontology annotation, biological process: neuron differentiation; cell development; regulation of transcription by RNA polymerase II. The transcript has 3 exons. Gene Ontology annotation, molecular function: RNA polymerase II cis-regulatory region sequence-specific DNA binding; DNA-binding transcription factor activity, RNA polymerase II-specific. NCBI's taxonomy places the organism in Eukaryota, Metazoa, Chordata, Actinopteri, Kurtiformes, Apogonidae.
CACAGACCGCUUCAGCAGCAGUGGGAGUGAAAACUUGAGUCUCUCAGUAGAAACAGUACAAACUAAAAGCACGGGCAGCCACCUGCGAUGCUCCUGGAUGUUCGGUCAGCUCCUCUGAACCUCCUCAUCCUCUUCUUCCUCUUCUUCUCUGUCUCCUGCUGUCCCGGGGAAACACGCGCUUUCGCUUUCCGAUGUGAGUUCACCCGUGCGUAAUAGUCCGGGUCCGUGCGCGCCGUCAUGGCUUAUCCUCAGGGUUUCCUCUUCCAGCCGUCCGUGUCCCUGGCUCUGCACUCCUGUCCGUCCUUCAGCUCCGGGGUCAUCAUAGGACCGAGGACGGAGGAGCUCGGCCGGUCCUCUUCGGGCUCUGCUUUCGCUCCGUACUCGGGAUCAGCGACCUCCCCCGGAUUCAACUCCCACCUCCCGUACGGCGGGGAGCCCCGGGCGGCGGCGACCCUCAACUCUUUUGUGAGUCCUGGAUAUGACCCGUCCUCCAGCAUCACCGGCUCCUUAGAUUAUCACCCAUUUGGGGCGUUGGGGCCUUAUCCAUACGGAGACCCCGCCUACAGGAAAAAUGCCACGCGGGAUGCCACAGCCACGCUGAAGGCCUGGCUGAAUGAGCACCGUAAGAACCCGUACCCCACCAAGGGGGAGAAGAUCAUGCUGGCCAUCAUCACCAAGAUGACGCUGACGCAGGUGUCCACCUGGUUCGCCAACGCCCGCAGGAGGCUGAAGAAGGAGAACAAGAUGACCUGGACCCCACGGAACAGGAGCGAGGACGAGGAGGAGGAGGACAACAUCGACCUGGAGAGGAACGACGAGGAUGAGGAGCCGAUGAAGCUGAAUAAUGAAGCAGAGUCAAAGAAUGAGACUGCUGGCCUCCGUCCAGCCUCAGUGGGAAACCCUUGUGGGAUGAUUUACAGAGAGGACACCGGCAGCAGCAACGACACAGAUCGGGGCUUAACUGAUCCAGACUUUAAAGACUCUGGGGACAGAAGGCUGCCCCACAUCCCAGGCCCCACCUCCACGGGGGCCCCUCCCCAAAACGUGCCACCACCACCACCGCCACCACCACUCGGGAGAGUUUCAGAAGCAGAAACGAGUCCAGCUUCUAAGGAUCACGCCGGUGACUCUGCCAUCCACAGUCCGAACCCGGCCCCUAAACCCAAACUGUGGUCCCUCGCUGAGAUCGCCACCUCAUCGGACAAAAGUAAAGGAUCUAGUGACUCUUCUCAGAGCUCAGGGGUGGGACAGCAGCUCACAGCCCACCCUACGUCCACACACCGGACACCGUUCCCCCACGGGACAGCCCUGCCCAGACACCUUUACUACACUUCCCCCUUCAUCCCCGGCUACUCCAACUACGGCACUUUGGGACCCCUACAUGGUAGCCCCGGCUCAAACUUGGCCUCGGCGACACAUUUAAACGGAUUACAUCAGACUAUGCUGCAGAGAGCUGAGGCCUUGGCCAGAGACUGCAAACUACGAACCCAGAGCCAGGUGGACAUGUGCAAAGACCUUCAUGAACUGAAGAAAGGCAUGACGAACGUGUAGGCCUGUCUGAGAGCAAAUGGACUUUUAUUUAUUGGGGCCGAACAGUAUUUGUGACAUUCUUCCUUGAAAUGUCUUGGAUAUCAAAGAUUAAAAUGGACAAAGGCCCUGCAGAGGCCACUGACUUUUAUUUAGAAACACAAAUAUUGGAUUUUAGACUGCGUUUUUCUAUGUUGGUAAGAUGUAAUCUUUGUAGUGCGUUUCUGCACAGACCAUGAAGUAUCAUUAAAAGCUAGUUUUAUUAA